AUGACGCUGCCGCGUGACGUGCGGUUGGGAGGCAUCGUGCUGGUAUCAGGUGGAGCAAUAGCAGGUUCUCACUCAGCUUGCUCUGCUGCACAAGGAGGCGCCGUUGCCACACCCAUGCUCCAAAUCACUGGUGCUGCCGACAGCAUCUAUCCGGCAGUACUCGCUCGGCGUUCGUGGCGCGAAUUUGAGUGCAGGCAUUCCCAUGCAGCAGCAGUCGAGCUGUUUACAAGUGUGGUUCGACCACGCAAAGGACACGCAAUGAUCGACUCUCAAGAAGACAUGCGGCACGUCAUGCGCUUCUUCUCCAAGCAUCUGUACAUGCGUCACAUCGCUCUGGAAAACCGUAGCGAUAUCGUGGAGAUCCAGACGUGA
Messenger RNA from Peronospora matthiolae, 372 nucleotides. Lineage: Eukaryota; Oomycota; Peronosporomycetes; Peronosporales; Peronosporaceae. The record is from the annotation of a GenBank genome assembly.